Molecule: messenger RNA, 501 nt
Organism: Penicillium canariense
Lineage: Eukaryota; Fungi; Ascomycota; Eurotiomycetes; Eurotiales; Aspergillaceae
Product: DUF4604 domain-containing protein
Exons: 2
Coding region: 1-501 (166 amino acids)
Source: RefSeq, a predicted model, not a curated record
AUGUCGAAGAACCCGAAGCUUGCCUACGAGGCAAAGGAGCCUGCGUUUCUUCAGAAGCUUCGUGGCCACUAUGGGGAUACUUCCGGUCGCCUGGAGCGACCCUCCGCACGCCCUCGAAAGCUCAAGGAUAAGAAUGAAGAAGACGACGAUGCGCCCGUUUAUGUCGACGAAGAAAGCAACGAGGUGAUUUCAAAAGCAGAGUAUGAAGCUCUUAUCGGGGGAGACACGGACAAGAAGGACGGCGAGACUGCAAAGGACAAAGCCACGGCCGACGGAGAGGACCAGGCGCAGUCUCUGACGGAAACCACGAGCGCUAAACAGAGCAACCUCACCGAAGUCGGCGGCCAGAAGAAGCGAAAACAGAUCAAGGUUGUCGGCGAAGACAAGGCCGAGGAGCAGUCAGGGGAGAAGCCAGAGACCGACGCGGCGCAGCCCGUGGCGCCAGCUCCUCGGAAGUCGAAAAAGGCCAAGAAGAUCAAACUAUCCUUUGACGAGGAGUAA